GACGCUGCUUUUGUUCCUGUGAAUUCCUGCUAACGGAACAGCAGUCAGUCGUUUUACUCUCGGUAUAUAACGGGUUUGUCUGUCUCCUCCGUUACACACCGCGCGAGGACAGCAGACAUGACUCACUCACGGACUGUCAGAAUAGAUAUCGACACAGCUACCAACCUCGUGUACGUGGUGGGCACGGAAUUAAACAUACACCUGAACAGGUGUGCCCCUCCUGGCUCCAGGUUCUUCUCAGUGAAAUGCACCCCCGAUGUUCAGUACAGCAUCACCCCUCAGCCUUCGGUGGCUUCCCACCUGUCUCCCCUCCCCCUCCAUAUGAAUCAAGUGCUGCUGAUCAGCAUGAAAAAAGCCAGUGCUCAUGAAAAUGACAACAAGCUGUCUGUCAGGUACUAUGGGGAGAAGUCGGAGGUGUUGGGCAAUGCAGUUGUGCAUUUGACAGCUGUUGAGAUCUCUCUGGAUGUGGACGCUGACAGAGAUGGAAAAGUGGAAAAAGACAACCCCAAUAAGGAUUCCUGGAAAUGGGGUCCUAACGGCCAUGGAGCGAUUCUAUUAGUCAACUGUGACUCUGAGACGUCAUACCGGAAGAAACCAGACCUUGAGAAAAAGUCUAUCACCAAAGUGUCAGAUCUGAAGGACAUGUCUCUCAUGAUCCUGCGGACCAGAGGCCCUGCCAAGCUCCCUGAUGGCUACAAGCUCAGCAUGCACAUCACUAAAAGUGAUUCAGAUUGUAUCAGAGUCUUCAGGUCUGGAUCCCCUGGAUCUAACACUGCUCCCUCGAGUUACCUCUACAACCUGUUUGUGCAGCACUAUCCUCUGGUUCUGAGCGAUAAAGUCUUGAUUAAGGAGGUGCCUUACCCUGGAGGAAACGGAGAAUUGGAGUUCUAUGUGGAGGGUCUCAGGUUUCCUGACAAGGACUUCGAUGGGCUCAUCACCAUCAACCUCAGUCUGUUGGACUCUGUUGCAAGGGGUAUCCCUGAGACGCCUAUCUUCACCGACAGAGUCGUGUUUAAAGUGGCUCCUUGGAUCAUGACACCCAACACCCUCAGGCCUUUGGAGGUGUAUGUCUGCAGAAUAAGGGAAAACAGGCAAUUCGUUCAAGAAAUGAAAAACAUUACUGAAAAGAGUGGAUGUACUCUGAAGGUUCUCCCUGAGUAUAAGAACAGAGGAGAUCGCUGGAUACAGGAUGAAAUGGAGUUUGGUUACGUUGACGCACCUCAUCAUCAGUUCCCCGUCGUUCUGGACUCUCCUCGAGACAGAAAAUUAGGUGACUUUGCAUAUGAUGAGCUGCUGGGCCCUGACUUCGGCUAUGUCACAAGAACGCCUGACAGUACAGAACCAAAUGAUCUGGACUCUUUCGGUAAUCUUGAAGUGAGUCCUCCGGUCACUGUGAAUGGAAAACACUACCCCCUGGGUAGAAUCCUCAUUGGAGUGGCUUUUCCCACGACAAUUACAGGACGAAACAUGACCCAGAUUAUCCAGGACUUCCUCUGGGCUCAGAAGGUUCAGGAACCAGUGGCUUUAUACUCAGACUGGCUCCUUGUUGGACAUGUCGAUGAAUUCAUGAGUUUUGUUCCUGCACCUGACAGAAAGGGGUUCAGGCUGCUGCUGGCAAGCCCAGAUGCCGGCUACAAACUCUUCAAAAAGUUACAGAAUGAUGGGCACGGUAAAUCCAGACUGUUUGAAGAUCUGGAGGAAGAAAAAAAAUUAUCAGUUGAUGAAAUACUUGCUGAUGAGGGUCUCCAAGCUGAAAACAACUAUGUGCAGAGCUGCAUCGACUGGAACAGAGAUGUACUGAAGAGAGAGCUGGGCCUGGAGGACGCCGAUAUCAUCGACCUGCCGAUCCUCUUCAAGCUUGAGUUAGCUGGAAACAAGCUCAAAGCAAUGGCUUUCUAUCCUGACAUGGUGAACAUGAUUGUCUUGGGGAAAAACCUCGGCAUCCCGAAGCCUUUCGGCCCCAAGGUGAACGGAAGCUGUGCUAUAGAGGCUGAGACGAGAUCCCUGCUGGAGGGCCUGGGUCUCAGCUGCACAUUCAUUGAUGACUUCGCCGCCUACCACAAAGAGCAGGGAGAGGUGCACUGUGGCUCCAACACCCGCAGGGUGCCGUUCAACUUUAAGUGGUGGAACAUGGAGAUGUAAAGGGGGCCUUUACUAUAAAUGGGGAUGGGCUUUUCAGUAUGCUUAAUAUUUUAAGAAAGCAAAGCAUCUUUAAGUCAUAGGGAUGGGGUUUAUUUUACUCGUCAAAGCCUUCUUCUAUCUCACUAAAAAAAUCAGCAACCAUGUACAAGUUAAUCCCAAAGCUACUCUUAUUUUUUUACCCAUGUUUUUUUUCUACAAUUGUUCCUACAUGGCAACUGUUAGCCUUAAUGUAGUAAACCACAGCAGCAGUCCUACCCCAUUCGGUUCUAAACCUUGGUGUUUUUAAAGUGAUCCAACCCUGAGAUCUGAAAGUAUGGGUUGAUAAGUUUAUAGAUAAGAGAGAAGUCAGGUAGGGGGGGAGUUUACCAACAAGUGCCCUGUAAAUAAACAGGAUACUGUGCUGCUUUCUAUGCUGACUUAACAAGGGCCAGCCAACAGACCAAUACAGGUCACAAUGAUGAGUACGAAAACUGUCACCAGUAAUAAAGCAAAGAGCACAGUGAUAGACUGCACCCAAUGGCUUCAAAACAGAAGCAGCUGCAUGUGUGUAGAGGAUGUCUCCAUAUUAUAAAACUGGCAGUACUGUCACCGGGACUAUCUUUUUUCUGUUUCUCACAGUCAAGCGGGAUUUAUUCCUGUACAGAAAACCAAGUUGUGGUCUUAGUUUCUUGAUUUAAUUAGAAAUAUGGGACUUAAAGGACAGAUCUUGAUCUAGCCAUAUACCCAAAUACUUGAACUGAUGAACACAAUCAAUUUUUACAUUAUUUAACUUGUACAGGGUGGCAUCAAGAUUGUCAGUAGUCUGCCUUAAGAAGAUCAUAAAUUUAAUCUUAAUGGGUUUUAGCAUUAGUUUAAGAUCAAUUAGUGCCUGUUGGAAUAUGUUAAAAUCAGACUGUAGCUGGGACAAAGCUUGACUGUGUGAGGGUGCUGAGGAGUACUGAAUUUUAUCAUCCGCAUAGAGAUGAACCUCUAAGUACUUACAUUUUCCUGCGAUGUCAUUAAUAUAUAAUGUGAAUAGAAGCGGACCCAAAAUUGAUCCCUGGGGGACUCCUUCGCUGACCACCUUAAAGGUAGACCUUACACUGUCUGCAACAAUUGCUUGAGUCCUAUUUGUUAAAUAAUUUUUAAACCAGGUACAUGCAGUCUCUUCAACACCAAUUUUAGAAAGCUUACAUAACAGAAGAGAAUGGUCAACUGUGUCAAAGGCUUUUGACAGAUCAACAGACAGGGCAACACAUUUCUGACCAUUAUCAAUUGAAGUAAUAAUGUCAUUUAUGACAAGACAUGCUGCUGAAAUUGUACUGUGACCUGAUCUGAACCCUGACUGAUAGGGAGAGAGAAUGUUAUUUGAAGCUAGGUGCACAGUUAAUGAUUAACCAAUGAUUGUAAUACUCUUGCAAGACAGGAAAGUUUGGGGAUGGGCUGGUAGUUGUUCAUUUCAUCAGCCAGCUCUAGCUUAUCGGAUGUAGGGCCAUUUUCUGUAAUAACUUGAGGAGGAGAAGAUGAAGCAGUGUUUGAUUUGAGAGAAUUUACAGUUUUCCAAAAUUAAGAUGGGUUGUUUUCAGCAGAAGUAUAUAGGAAAAUGAAAACUUUGGAUUUUGCGUGUUUAAUGAGGAGAGAACAUUUGUUCCUUAGCUUUUUAAACAUCUGCCAAUCACUAUCUAAGCCAGUCUCUCUAGCACGUUUCCAUGCCUUGUCUCGAUUGUAUAAUUUGUCAGAUAAACUAUUUUUAAACCAGGGAUUAGAAUGGUUUCUCGCCCUAAUGGUCUUGGUCAGAGCAUGCUUGUUUUACAAAAAAAGAUGAAAAGCUAUAUUUACAAAGAAAUCUUUUGAACAAGGGCUUAAGCAGACUGUGGACAAGAACAGAAAUACAAUCACUUUAACUGAGCACAUAGAUGAUUCACUCCCAAUCCUUGGGUUUCAAAACCAACUGUUGUGCAAGCACGAUUAGAUGAAUUGUACAUAAAAAUGUGCUAUAAUGACAUAAAGCCACAAGAGGACACACUUCAUCUACUCAAGCAUUUCCAAAGUCCAGCGGAAAAUCAUUCGAACAAUGUCUUUAAAUCAUUUUAAAAGGCUAAAAUGCUGUAUUUUAUUACCAAAAAUGUCUCUUCAUGGUUUGUUUCUAUACCAUUUUUCUGUUGCAUCAAACGCAAAAUGCUGCUUUGUUCUAUUUGUAGCUCUGAAAAGUUUUAAAAGUCACUAAAUAUUUGUUGUUUUGCAUUUGGACCAUUGCCUUCAAACUAUUUGUACUUGUACACACUAUCAAAGCAUAGCAAAUGUAUUUGCAAUAAAUCUC
This is a messenger RNA of Cheilinus undulatus (humphead wrasse), 4441 nucleotides long. RefSeq names its product protein-arginine deiminase type-2-like. Bases 118 to 2142 code for a protein of 674 amino acids. The transcript has 16 exons. Gene Ontology annotation, cellular component: cytoplasm. The record is from RefSeq and is a predicted model, not a curated record. Gene Ontology annotation, molecular function: protein-arginine deiminase activity; calcium ion binding. NCBI's taxonomy places the organism in Eukaryota, Metazoa, Chordata, Actinopteri, Labriformes, Labridae.